GUAGUUUUUGCGAAAUAUAAGACCAGUUUUUUCUAUUCAAUUUAGAAUAUGGAUAACAUAAGGCGACCGAAUGAUUUGGCGCGUAUGGUGUUGGGUUAUCUUGAAAAGGAGAGGCUCAAUAGAGCUGCUGAAAUUUUUAUAGAGACUUCGCCGUACCUUAAGGAUGAAUUCAAUGCCUUGAAGCAGGGACAGAAGAUACACAAUUUUCUCGAAGGCAAACUAGAGGAGAUCAUUAGGGAACAUAUGAAGAUAACUGAUAUUGUUAACAACAAAAUGAAGACCUUACAGGUGGACAAGUUCGAGCCCCUGCAGGCAUUAUCUCUAGCGGAGCGCGUUGGAAUACUAAUGCAGUGCACUGCUUCAAGCACUAUUUCCAUUAAUGAAUCGGCUGAUGAUCGCUCUGCAGCGACGUUAACGAACCUGUGUGCUGAAGUGAAGCAAAAAGAGACUAUUGGUACGGAGCGCAAGAAGAUCAAAUUAUCCAUUCAUAGCGAGAGAGCUGCUGGGGAUGUUCACAAAAGCGCAGAGAAUAGCGGUCAGGAAUCAAAAGCGAACAGAGGCACCCUUUUAGACUCUACAGAGAACUCUAAACCUCAAACUAUUCAGCCUUUGCCAUCCAAUGGUAAUUUUCCAGUUAAACUUGCUAGCAACUCUCUGACCUCACAAUCAAUUGUUGAUAUCAAGGCUCCGUUGCAUGGAAACUUCACAAAGACUGCACAGAGUACACCAGAAGAUCUUGUGGCUACUGGCGUUGCUUCUGCCCAUUGCAUUGCCUUUCAACCUGAGACUCUAAAAGCUGAGCUUACCCCAAAUAUCGAGAAUGUUCAAGACCAGUCCAUGGAGUUCCUUCCAUCCCCCUCUGACUCGAUAGAACAUGUAAGUGCCCGUACGCGGUCAUGGGAUAAGCCACACAAGGUGUCCGAAGGCCGGCGGCUGAGGUCUCAGACAGCCGCUCAGGCAAAUACAAAUUGAAGGCAGAUCGCUAAUUAAUAUAAUCAUCAUUAUAGCUAUUCAAGAAUAAAUUAAAUCACAAUCAAUAACGCCAAUUCAAAAAUUAUCAUAUGAAUAAAUAAACGUCAUUUAAUUGUA
Molecule: messenger RNA, 1089 nt
Organism: Scaptodrosophila lebanonensis
Lineage: Eukaryota; Metazoa; Arthropoda; Insecta; Diptera; Drosophilidae
Exons: 6
Coding region: 49-972 (307 amino acids)
Molecular function (GO): protein binding
Source: RefSeq, a predicted model, not a curated record